AUGGAUAAUAUUCAGAAAGAGCACGAGAAAGUGUGGAAUAACAGCAGGCUGUCAAGGACGACUGGCCAUGUUGACGACAUCAUCAAAGCCCUUCAGAGGGCGAGGAACACCAUAGCCGAAGACCCUACAUCGAGACAGAUUACUCUGGCAAAACUACAGAAUCCAGUCAAGACAUCGUUCGACGGCAUCUUCUCGGGGUUGAAGGACACACAUGGACUACACAACAAAUAUACGAGAGCGCUGGACAAGGCCUUCAAGGACAAGGUGCCGAGCAGUGAGGUUGACGCUCUGUCCUCACACCCAGCUUUGAUCAACCGAGCAAUUUACCUGCACUUGCUCCGAGAAGGGCUGUUCGAUGUGGCGUCGGCCCUUCAUUCUGAGGCGCUUGAGAGGCAGCAGGCUCAACAAGAGAUAGCGGCCCAUUUAGGACAGGAUGUAUCAAUGGAUCACCCCUUGGGCCUGGACAAGGAAUCGGAAGAGAGCAUGCAGGAGCAGUUUUUGAACAUGUACCACAUCUUGAGUGAACUCAAGGACCACCACAAUUUACAGCCUGCCAUCGACUGGGCUAGGAGCAACGCGGCAGCGCUGGAAGCUCGUGGCAGUAAUCUGGAAUUCGAACUCUGCAGAUUACAAUUUGUCAGCCUCUUCCUGGACCGUCGAGAUGGAGACCAGUACAGUUUCGAAGCACCGAUACGUGCUCUUCAAUACGCGCAAAGAGAGUUCCAGUCUUUCCGGGGUCGAUAUCUUAUCGAGAUACAGCAGCUGAUGGGUGCUAUACCUUUUUGCUCCAAUUUGGAGGAAUCACCAUAUAGCCUCAGGUUCGAUAAUUCUACCACGUGGGAUGAAGUCGCAACCUCUUUCACACGCGAAUUCUGCUCACUCCUCGAGCUAUCCGCCGAUUCACCGUUGUACAUAGCAGCUACUGCGGGAGCAAUCGCCCUACCAAUACUGCACAAAUUGCAGACGAUCCAGAAGCAGAAACGGACAGAAUGGACAUCGGAAAAUGAACUUCCUGUGGAAACACCUCUACCCCCUUCCUACCAAUUCCAUUCGAUCUUCGUGUGUCCGGUAUCAAAGGAACAGACCACAGAUCAGAACCCUCCGAUGAUGCUGCCUUGUUGCCACGUCAUUGCUCAAGAAUCGUUGCAAAGGAUCAGCAAAGGUGCCAAAUUCAAAUGUCCUUAUUGUCCGGUUGAGAGCCACCCGAAAGAGGCAAAGAUAGUCAUUUUGUGA
Fonsecaea nubica is the source of this 1233-nucleotide messenger RNA. RefSeq lists its product as hypothetical. Gene Ontology annotation, molecular function: protein binding; ubiquitin protein ligase activity. Bases 1 to 1233 code for a protein of 410 amino acids. Gene Ontology annotation, biological process: proteasome-mediated ubiquitin-dependent protein catabolic process. The record is from RefSeq and is a predicted model, not a curated record. Gene Ontology annotation, cellular component: cytoplasm; GID complex; nucleus. NCBI's taxonomy places the organism in Eukaryota, Fungi, Ascomycota, Eurotiomycetes, Chaetothyriales, Herpotrichiellaceae. The transcript has a single exon.